Fusarium vanettenii 77-13-4 is the source of this 2781-nucleotide messenger RNA. RefSeq lists its product as uncharacterized. The transcript has 4 exons. Gene Ontology annotation, biological process: mitochondrial respiratory chain complex IV assembly. NCBI's taxonomy places the organism in Eukaryota, Fungi, Ascomycota, Sordariomycetes, Hypocreales, Nectriaceae. The record is from RefSeq and is a predicted model, not a curated record. The coding region runs from base 7 to 2781 and encodes 924 amino acids. Gene Ontology annotation, cellular component: extrinsic component of mitochondrial inner membrane.
CACAAAAUGGAGCCUACCUUUCGGCGAGCGGCUUCUAGCCUUUGCGGGCGCUGCUCUGCUACUCUUCGGAGGCAAUUGGCCACCGGGAGCCAGGCGAAGCCAUGGAUGAGGAUAUCAGCCCAUCACAUCCGAAGCGUCCAUUCGACGACCAAGGACCCGAAGCGACCUACACCUGCUCAAAGGGACUUUUCGACUACGGCAAAGAAUCAAUCCGAAGCUGCAGCUGCGAGCAAAAGCCCGGAACCUCCAGUGCGCCUCAGCGAGAAUGACCUAUUCCACCCAUUCUCCAAGUCUCCCGUCCCGGAGUUCCGACGUCGAGCGGCCUUCAUGCGACAGCAUGCCUACUGCCCACACCCCGAUCACCAGCAAACGAAGGUUCCGACUAUCGCCCCCCAGCAAGAAGAUGCCAAGCCCCAAGGCGGCACCCAGGCACCGGCCCAUGUCAACUUUGACUGCCCUGACUGUGGACUUCCCGUUUACUGCUGCGAGGAACAUUGGAUGGACGAUUACGAGAAGCAUCUUGAAAUUUGCGAUACACUUCGACAGAUCAACGAAGAUGAUCAUGACUUGCGUUCUGGCCGAAUUUUCCAUGAAGCAAACCUUCCGGACCUGCAAAUGGAGGACGCCGCUAUCAACAUGACAAACUGGGAUACUUUCAUGUACACCAGAGAGUUUGAUGCAGUCAACUCGGAUCGUUCGAUGAGACAGAUUACCCGUCUCUUGACAUACCCUGUGACGAUUGGUAGUGUUCUUCACGAGCUUAGCCCGUAUAGCAUGAAGAAGGGGGAACGAUUGACAGCAGAGGGAUUGAAGAGUUUCAGCGCCUUGCGGUACAACCUGCACCCCCCCAAGUCUGGUCGAGGUUAUGGCGUCAACCAGCUCCGGCCUGAGCCCCCACCUGUGAGACUUUUCAUCCUGGGAGCUCGUGCUGAGUCGUCUCUGCCGCGACCUGCUUGGGUGCAGUUGGCACACAUGUUCCCCGAGGCCCGACUUCACCUCAUCUUUGUUGGACCAGAGAGUAUGGCCAACCGUGAUGAUGAGUUUCCACUGCCGGAACGCACUCCAUCGAACCCCUUUGGAGCGGUGGUGGAAGAUCGUGUCUGGUACAAGAUGAAGAUUAGCACGAUCGUGGAUUACUACCACACCCUCCACAAGACCCAGCACUUUGCGCCUUACGAUCCCUACUUUGAUUGCUUUGUGCUCUUCCACCCUGGUCUGGGUCACCCUGCCAGCAGUCACGAGUGGGAGGAGACGCUUCCUCUGCUUCUCGAGACCAAGGUUCCUAUCAUCAGCACUGGAUAUACCCAGUUUGAUAUGGAGCGGGAUGUGGAAUGGGUGAACAAGAAGUCGAAGGGAGAGUUUGAUAUUCUUCUUCAGCCCGGCGAGAACGUCUUCCGAAGUCUUCGAUGGGAUCUGAAUGACAUGGAUCCCCAGGAUAUCAGCUGUGGUAACUGGGGUGUUUGGGCUUUCCGUGGCAAGAGGUAUGCUGCCCAGCCGAUCGUCCCGGUCAUGACCGCCGCUUCUCCCGUGGCCGCGGCCACUCCUCCUGUCCGCCCUCCGGCCCCACGUCCCAAGACCGUCGCCUUCGAGGGGGAUGCGCCGUCUUCUGCUACCUCACGCCGGCCGAACCGCUCGAGCUCAUCCGAUCCGCUGUCUGACCGAGCGACAUCUCUUCUGAUACGUCGCACGCUGUGCUCACCGCAGCUUGGGGACAAGAGCCGAGAUACGCAGGUGCCCAUCGAGGAGCUGCUCCCGCCUCUGACCAGCCGCAACGAUGUCGAUCUUCAACUAUACGCAUUCCUUGCCAUUAUUAUGAGAGAGUUUGUCCAGAGCUGGUAUAGCAAAAUCACCUCGGACGAGAACUUUGUGUCAGAGAUUUUACACAUCAUCGCCCACUGCUCACGGGCGUUGGAGCAACGGUUUAGGAAGGUUGAUCUGGAGAGUCUUCUACUAGACGAGAUACCUGACUUGCUGGACAAGCACAUCACUGUUUACCGUACUGCACAUAAUGCUGUAUCGAGGCCGCCUGUAGAGGUGGACCCUCGAGAGGCGUAUCAUGCUCUAUGCCCUCUUCCACACCUUGCGCCCGUUCCUCGUUCAGAUGACCCGGACAUAGGAUCAGAUCAGAAGGUGAACGAGGCGCUCUACCGUCAGCUGCUCGUUCAGGGCGUGUUGGCCAUCCUGCUACCAACCGAGGACCUGGAGAAUCCUUGUCUCACAGCCCUCGUCGAGCAGAUCUUUUCCGAGCUCAUCAUUGGCAAUGUCAUUGCCAAUAAAACCUCUCAGCCGUGGCUGUUAUACGAGGGAAUCUGCAUCUCAGCCAGGGUGAUACGAGAGAGGAAGGAAAAAGGGGCCAUGUCAGAGAGUUCAGGUGAAUCUCUGGAGCCUCAACUCGAGGUCAAGGGCGGUCGUGCGUGGUCUGUACGCUCCAUGUUCCUGGGCGUGAUUCAACUAGGUAUGCUGGUCGUGGGAUCGCUUCGUUUCAUCACCACGGCUCUUGUUAUGGCGUCGUCUCUUCCCGCUAGAACCACUCCCUUGGAAGAAAGGGACGAUAUGAUGGAUCACGACAAGUCGGCCGCUUCCAUCUCAUGCUCCAACCCGAGGUCAUCCGACACGGCCAAAGCCCCUAUCCUAUCGUGUCGAAUCUGGACCUGUCUUGGGAACCUGCUCGAGUUGAGCAUGCGCAUGCCUUGGCUUGCCGGGUUUCUGUCGCUUCUCCAGUACGGCGCGAUUAACGGACCUGGACGAAUAGCUGGUCACGAUGGGCCUGUUGACAGGUAA